This is a messenger RNA of Spinacia oleracea (spinach), 1248 nucleotides long. Its product is annotated as NAC domain-containing protein 68. The transcript has 4 exons. Gene Ontology annotation, biological process: regulation of DNA-templated transcription; system development. Gene Ontology annotation, molecular function: DNA binding. The record is from RefSeq and is a predicted model, not a curated record. NCBI's taxonomy places the organism in Eukaryota, Viridiplantae, Streptophyta, Magnoliopsida, Caryophyllales, Amaranthaceae. The coding region runs from base 364 to 1065 and encodes 233 amino acids.
UUAUGAAAUUAAUUGGACAAUGAACAUAGUUAUUCGCCAUAAAAAGAAUAAUAUAGGUUAUAAAUUACAUAAUCAAAUUAUUUGGUAAUGUUUCUUAAAUUUUAUUUAUAGAUUGAUGCAAUAUAUUUCUAAAAUAUUUUAACAGAUUUUAAAUUUAAUAGAUGAUCUAAUAUAUUUCUAAAUUAUUUGCAAAUUUCCUUUAAAUAGUAUGCCUAUUAUUUCCUAAAUUAUUCGCGUUAGGACAAUAUAUAUACAUACAUACUAUUCCUGUUAUUACCAUCAUCGACAAAAUCCGAAGCAGUUAAAAUUUGAAGUUUCAUAUAAAAAAAACAAGAGAUCGAGUGUAAAUCUUACUGCAUUACAAUGGUGGAACACACUAUUCAACUUCAAAACGGAGAAUUCCGUCCAUCUGAGCAACGAAAAGAAGUAGAUGAUGCAAGUUUACAACCACAAAAACCAGAUGAGAAUGCGAAUGCGAGUUCUUGUGAUUCUAGAUCUGCGCGACAAAAAGAAGUCGGAAAUACGAGCUCAAGUGAUGCUGACUUAGAAAAACGGAUAUUGUUGGAUGAAAUUACAGGCUAUGUACAAGAGAUCCCAAUUGGUUUUAAAUUCAAGCCCAAAGAUCACGUAAUUAUAGGAGAUUACCUUAGAAAAAAAGUUGCAAAUUGUCCUCUUCCGAUCCCGAGUGAUAUGAUACAAGAUAUUUCUGCAUCUGAUUUCUACAAGAAACAUCCGAAGGAUAUAGUAACAGAUGUACUAGAUCAAAGAGAAUGGUUCUUUUACAUAAAACGAGACGGGAUCAAAUUCGAAGACUACAAAAUCCGAGAAGUGGUAGAUGGUGUAGGAAAUUGGCAACCACUCCAACCAUUCGGUACAAGUAAGAGUUCGGUGCAAGAUUUGAAAGGGGAAACAAUCGGCUACAAAUUAAGCUUCAGGUUUUUCAGAAAGAGUGCGGAAUCUUCAAAGAGAACACAUUGGAAGAUGGACGUGUACGAAUUAACCGAACAAGAUACCGAAUGGGCGAUGGCUAGAGUCGAAAAAGGAAUUGAAUACAGAGGCGAGUGAGCAAUAAUCAUGCAAUAAUACAAUAAUACGAAGCAUGGGGUUGUUGCUUUGUACGUUGUAUUAGGUGUUGCCCUUAUUAAUUUAUUUUACGUAAUUUUACAACACUAAGUUGUACAAUUGUACAACACUGAGUUGUACAAGUCAUUUUUGAGUUGAAUAUAUAUUAGAUUAGAUUUAACAUGA